Aspergillus homomorphus CBS 101889 is the source of this 1245-nucleotide messenger RNA. RefSeq lists its product as uncharacterized. The transcript has a single exon. Bases 1 to 1245 code for a protein of 414 amino acids. Lineage: Eukaryota; Fungi; Ascomycota; Eurotiomycetes; Eurotiales; Aspergillaceae. The record is from RefSeq and is a predicted model, not a curated record.
AUGUCGUGGCUUAAGUUUAUCCUCUCCCUCUGUUACCUCUACCUGGCUGGUACCGUCUUCUUCGAUUGGAUGCAUUUCCUGCUCCAUCGCUGGUCAAGGUCCCAAUGGCGCUUCCUACGACUCCUCUCCCGCUAUCACCAAUACCACCACCUGUACUACGGCCGCCUGCUCCAGUUCAAUCCCAAAUACACACGCCAGAACACCCGGAUCGCCCUUCCGCUCGAGUUGCUAUGCCAGAUGCUGGGAAACGUUGUCGGGUGGUUGGUGGCUUGGACCAUAAUGAUGGGACGAACCGAGUGUAUCGACCGCAGGGCACUGCUGAUCGUCCUAGUCAUCCAAGCCGGACGCUCCCUGGUCGUGAUCCUCAAUGAUGGAAAGGACUCCAACCAUAUCUCCUACGAUACCGUCCCGAAAGACUGGAGCUGGUCGUUCGUGGGCCCUGAGUACCACGCAUUGCACCACCGCUACCCCGACCGAUACAUGGGCUCGGCCAUCAAGCUCUUUGACUGGGUCGCAGGCACCGCGUACUCUCUUCGUGGCAAGGUGGUGGUCAUGACCGGCGGCUCGGGCGAAUUCGGGCAGGCAAUAGAGAAACAGCUUCUCGCUGAGGGCGUAAGAAGCAUCCACAAGCCGGUAAUCGGGAAGUCCUGGACCCGACAGGCUGCUACCCGUCUGAUGCCUAUGCUCGAUCAAGCGGAUAUUCUCAUCCUGGCAAACUGCACGGGUGGUAUGGAAGAUAUGGAGUCUGACUGCACUUUGACGAUACGGUUAAUCCAACAAUUCCUCGCACAAAAGGCGGCACAGAAAGGCAAGGUCUUGCCCGAGAUCUGGUACAUCAGCAGUGAGGCCGAGUGCUUGACACGGGGGGCCACAGAACGGGGCCAGGAAUCCGUCCCAACUGAACAAUCCUUCCUGCCUUAUGCUCGCUCGCUGUAUCGAUCGUCAGAACUCGUAUAUCGACAUAUCGUGCCUUCUCUGUGGAAGACCUCCACCGGGAGAACCGUCAUCUCGCCUGAGAAGAUUGUCCGUGCAAUGCUCUGGUGGGUACGCCGCGGAGCUUAUUUUGUCCCGGUUACCUACACAGGGAUUGCGUAUCUGCAGUUUCUCGCUUUUCAAUUUGGUGCCGCGGCAGAUGUGGACUGGAGUUAUGAGAGUGUGGUGGACCUCGAAUGGGCAUAUUGUACAGGAGGGAAGCGCGCCUGGCACGAUUUACCUGGCGGUCUUGAGAGAGUGCGGACCAUGUAA